AUGCAAUUUUGGAAGUAUUCUACCAGUGUUUUGGCUACACUUUUAGCCGUUGUUUCCGUUUCACAAGCAGGUGGUCCAACAGAUGGUGAAGCUGCUGCUGACCCUAAUAGUGCGGUUGUUAAGUUGACCUCUGAAAACUUUGCUAGUUUUCUUGAAGAGAACCCUUUGGUGUUGACGGAAUUUUUUGCUCCUUGGUGUGGGUACUGUAAGAUCUUGGGCCCGGAAUUUUCCAAGGCUGCUGAUACCUUGAACGAAUCUCAUCCAAAUAUCAAAUUAGCUCAGGUGGACUGUACCGCGGACGAAGCUAUAUGUAUGGAGCACGAAAUCAAAGGUUAUCCAACUUUGAAGAUUGUUAGAGACGGUGACUCUAAGAAGGCGGAAGAUUACCAAGGACCAAGAGAGCACCAAGGUAUUGUUGACUAUAUGAUCAAACAAUCGUUGCCAGCCGUGCAAGCACCAACGAGCUGGGAGGAUUUGGAAAAGGUUAUCGACGAACAAACCAAACCAUUUGUGUUGCAGGUUAACUCGGCAGCUGACGAAAUCUUCAAAAAAGUGGCCAAUUUGAAAAGAAAAGAUUUUUCUUUUAUCAAUGUUGACAAGGAGUUUUUGAAAUCUUUGGGUACAAAAUUAGGUCAAGAUUUGAAAAAGGCACAAUUUUUAGUUGUUCAUCCAAAACAAUUGACCGAUGCUGUUUUGUUUGAUGGUAAAGCAGACGUUGAAAAAUUGAGUGAAUGGAUUGAUAUUGAAACUAUCCCAUAUUUCGGAGAUAUGGACAGAGACACUUAUAUGUCCUAUAUGACUUCUCCAUUACCAAUUGCUUAUUAUUUCUACAAAACCCCAGAACAAAGAGAAGCAGUAGCUGAAGCAAUGGGCAAGUUGGGUAGAAAAUACAGAAGUAAAUUGAACAUUGUUGGUUUGGAUGCUAACUUGUUUGGAAGACAUGCAGAAGCCAUUAACAUGAACCCGGAAAUUGUGCCAUUGUUUGCUAUUCAACAUAUUGCUGACAAUAAAAAGUAUGGUGUAAACCAAACCGAGCACCCUGAUGGUCCAUCGGUUGAAGUUAUUGAACAAUUUAUCGAGGAUUACUUUAAUGAUAAAUUGACCCCAAUCAUUAAAUCAGAACCAUUACCAACCGCUGAAGAAAUCGCCGCUAAUCCCGUUGUUAAAUUAGUUGCUCAUAACUACAAGGACAUUUUGGACAAUUUGGAAAAGGAUAUAUUUGUUAAAUAUUACGCUCCAUGGUGUGGACACUGUAAAAAAUUGGCUCCAGUUUGGGAAGAGUUGGCAGAAGUUUUUGGAUCAAAUAAAGGUGCUUCCGGUGUCAUUAUUGCUGAUAUUGAUCACACGCUGAAUGAUGUUGAUGUGCCAUAUGAAAUCCAAGGAUACCCUACAUUGUUGUUGUUCCCAGCUAAUGGUGAAUUGGAUGAACGUACGGGAUUGAGAAAGCCAAUUGUAUUUGAAGGUGCAAGAGACUUGAGUACAUUAAUAGAUUUUGUUAAGGAAAAAGGUUCUUUGAAUGUCGAUGGUAAUGAGUUGAAGGCCAAAUUAGAAGAAGAGAAAGAAUCGGCUGUCGUUGAAGAAGAGAAGGAAGCUGAGAAAGAAGCAGAAGCAAAAGUUGAGCACGACGAAUUGUAA
Molecule: messenger RNA, 1635 nt
Organism: Lodderomyces oxycetoniae
Lineage: Eukaryota; Fungi; Ascomycota; Pichiomycetes; Serinales; Debaryomycetaceae
Gene: PDI1
Product: protein disulfide isomerase
Exons: 1
Coding region: 1-1635 (544 amino acids)
Biological process (GO): response to endoplasmic reticulum stress; protein folding
Cellular component (GO): endoplasmic reticulum
Molecular function (GO): protein disulfide isomerase activity
Source: RefSeq, a predicted model, not a curated record